This is a messenger RNA of Gracilinanus agilis (Agile Gracile Mouse Opossum), 2181 nucleotides long. RefSeq names its product RNA polymerase-associated protein RTF1 homolog. Gene Ontology annotation, molecular function: RNA polymerase II C-terminal domain phosphoserine binding; DNA binding. The record is from RefSeq and is a predicted model, not a curated record. The transcript has 2 exons. Bases 1 to 2181 code for a protein of 726 amino acids. Lineage: Eukaryota; Metazoa; Chordata; Mammalia; Didelphimorphia; Didelphidae. Gene Ontology annotation, cellular component: Cdc73/Paf1 complex.
AUGGACCUCUGUACCGGCAGCAAUGCGGUGAACCGGGACAGUUCAGAGGGAUUUAUGUUAGAGUAUGACUUUUUAUAUCUAAAUCAUAUAUCCUGUGUAGGUCGAGCCAAGGCGGCAGAGACGGAGGCAGUGGAGUUCCUCACACUGGCUGGCGGGCAAGAGAGGAGUCCAGGCAGCAGAGUCUGGAGCAGGAGCUCUUGGGCCACCAUGGUCAACAAGAGGAAACUCCAAGUUGUGAUGGACUCAGACACUGAGGACAGCCCCAGGGAUAAGAAUGUGCAUCAACAACUCUUAUCCUUAGCCAAAAGGAAACGUUGUGACUCUGAAGAGAAAGAGCAACCUGUUCAUCAGCCUGCAGCUUCUUCAGGCUCUGGAACAGCCAAGAGUGAUGAUGAGUGGACAGUUGGACGCUCACAAAAUAAGAAAAAAGGAAAAACUGGGAGAAUAGAGAAGAAGGGAACAAUGAAAAGGCAGACUAACAAAGCUGCUUCCUCAGGUAGCUCUGACAAAGGGAGCUCAGCUGAGAGUUCAGCCCCUGAAGAAGAAGUGUCUGACUCCCACAGUAACAGUUCCUCCUCCAGCUGGGAUUCCGAUUCGUCCUCUGAGGAUGAGGAGUCUCAGGGUGCAUAUGGAGAAGACCUCAUGGGAGAUGAAGAAGACAGGGCCCAUUUAGAACAAAUGACAGAGAAGGAGAGGGAACAGGCACUAUUUAGCAGGAAAGAAAAGAGAGCGGUGCUUAAGAGAAGAUUUCAAAUGAAGAAAAAAUUAAAACCGGCUAAGCAAGGAAAAAAGAAAGAAGAAGAGAAGAAAAAACUCCCACAGAUUCAAGAGUCCCUGGACGUGUGCCAUAACGAGGAGCGGCAUUCCAAGAGGGGUGAAAAACUAGACAGAAAGUCUCAGGCCAUGGAAGAACUGAAAGCAGAGAGAAAAAAAUGGAAAAACAGAAUAGCUGAGCUGCUUGCCAAAAAACAGCCAUUAAAAACAAGUGAAGUCUACUCCGAUGAAAAAGAGGAGGAAGAGGAUGAUCAGUCCAGGGAGAAGACUGAUGGCUCAUCGUGGACCACAUCUUCUGAUGAGGAAGAGGUUGCUCCAAAGUCCCAGCCAGUUUCCCUGCCUAAAGAGCUGAACCAGGUGCGAUUAUCACGGCACAAAUUGGAACAAUGGUGUCACAUGCCUUUUUUUGCUAAGACUGUCACUGGAUGUUUUGUACGAAUUGGCACUGGGAAUCAUGAUGGUAAGCCUGUCUAUAGGGUUGCUGAAAUCACUGGUGUGGUGGAAACAGCCAAGGUUUACCAGUUGGGUGGCAUUAGGACAAACAAGGGAUUACAGUUGAGACAUGGCAGUGAGCAGCGUGUGUUCCGCCUGGAGUUUGUCUCGAAUCAAGAGUUCACAGAAAGUGAAUUCAUGAAAUGGAAAGAAGGGAUGUUCUCUGCUGGCAUGCAGCUGCCUACCUUGGAUGAGAUUAACAAGAAGGAAGUGUCCAUUAAAGAAGCUUUGAAUUAUCAAUUCAAUGAUCAGGACAUUGAAGAGAUUGUAAAAGCGAAAGCGAGAUUCAGAAAAGCUCCGCCCAACUAUGCCAUGAAAAAAACACAGCUUCUGAAGGACAAGGCCCUGGCAGAAGACUUGGGAGACCAAGACAAAGCAAAGCAAAUCCAAGGUCAGCUGAAUGAGCUAGAGGAUAGGGCAGAGGCCCUUCAUUGCCAAAGAACAAAGACUAUUUCCGCCAUUAGUUACAUCAAUCGACGAAAUCGAGAAUGGAAUAUUGUGGAGUCUCAGAAGGCCCUUGUGGCGGAAAGUCACCACAUGAAGAAUCAGCAGGCGGAUCCCUUCACCAGGCGGCAGUGCAAACCAACUAUUGUCUCCAAUUCCAGAGACCCUGCUGUUCAAGCUGCCAUCUUGGCCCAGCUCAAUGCAAAAUACGGCUCUGGCACAUUACCAGAUGCUCCUAAGGAGAUGAACAAGGGGCAGGGAAAGGACAAAGAGUCCAAUUCUAAGUCAGCCAGUGACCUCUCAGGGGACCUCUUCAAAGUGCAUGACUUUGAUGUGAAGAUAGACUUGCAAGUUCCCAGUUCAGAAACAAAGACGCUGGCCAUCACAGCAAGGGCUCCCCUGGCCAAGGAUGCUGCUCCAAGAAGGUCUCUGAGCUUAGAAGACUACAAGAGACUUCGAGGGCUUAUCUGA